This is a messenger RNA of Sceloporus undulatus (fence lizard), 2532 nucleotides long. It is a transcript of the gene CBLN2, whose product is annotated as cerebellin 2 precursor. The record is from RefSeq and is a predicted model, not a curated record. Bases 417 to 1070 code for a protein of 217 amino acids. Lineage: Eukaryota; Metazoa; Chordata; Lepidosauria; Squamata; Phrynosomatidae. Gene Ontology annotation, molecular function: protein binding. The transcript has 5 exons.
GUUUGAAAGGGAGCCCUCUGCCUCCUUUGGCCCAGCUGUGAAAGGGAACUUCAAGGGGGAAUGCCAGGUUGCCUGGUGGCCAAAGCGUGACAGGACCCUGGCCACUGACCCCUGGGCUUGGAGGAAAGGGGAAAGGUGGAUGGGUGGGCCAUCGGAGCAGAAGAUGAGGCGCCUGUCCUCUUUGUAGCCUCCCAGGUUUGGCCAAAGGGUCGCUCCUGUUCCCCUAAAAGCGCAGGCAAGAAGGGCGAGGCGACUUCGCGGACCUCAGCCUCUCCGCCUGAGCCGGAUUCCCUCCCAGCCACGAUGGACUUGCCAGGCUGCAUCCCGGACGCGCCGCCCGCCUCCUUCCAGUGAGAGGAGCCAAGGGACCGGGGAGAAGACCCUCCGAGGCAGCCCCAGUGGAGGAGGAGGCGGUGAUGGUGGUCGAGAUGCGGCGGGGGGCUUCUCCUCCUUGGGCGCCUCCGUCGGGGCUGUGGCUGCUGCCCUUGCUGCCCUUGCUACUGCUCUUGCUGCUGCUGCCCUCGGCCUCCUGGGCGGCGUCGGGGCUGCAGAACGACACGGAGCCGAUCGUGCUGGAGGGCAAGUGCCUGGUGGUGUGCGACUCCAGCCCAUCCGCCGACGGCGCCAUCACCUCCUCGCUGGGCAUCUCCGUCCGCUCCGGCAGCGCCAAGGUGGCCUUCUCGGCCACGCGUAGCACCAACCACGAACCCUCCGAGAUGAGCAACCGCACCAUGACCAUCUACUUCGACCAGGUAUUAGUUAAUAUUGGCAACCAUUUUGACCUGGCUUCCAGUAUAUUUGUAGCACCAAGAAAAGGGAUUUAUAGUUUCAGUUUCCAUGUUGUAAAAGUAUAUAACAGACAAACUAUCCAGGUUAGUUUAAUGCAGAACGGCUACCCGGUGAUUUCAGCUUUUGCUGGGGACCAAGAUGUCACCAGAGAAGCAGCCAGCAAUGGGGUCUUGCUCCUUAUGGAAAGAGAAGACAAAGUGCAUCUCAAACUGGAAAGAGGAAACCUCAUGGGAGGAUGGAAAUACUCAACAUUUUCUGGCUUCUUAGUCUUUCCGCUAUAAAGGGGGGUCAAGGAGAAAUCCUAUCUGCAAGCUGGAACCAGGAUCCAGUCAUUAAAAACAACAACAAGAACACACAAGAACCCUCCUUCUCCCCGUCUGUGAACUUGGCUAGACAUUGCCAAUAAUUCCAGCCACCCUGUCAGACUGCCAUAAUAGAAGAAUGGGAAGCCUUCUCAAUACCGCUCUUUGCUUUGACUCUUGACAGUUCCUUGGGAGACCUUCGGCUCUGAUUAGUUUUAGAUGACAGUGAUCUUUAAGAGAAAUGAAAUUAUCAACCUGAGCAAUUUGUACCUGUGAUUGUAAAGUCAAUUUUGGAUUUUAUUGUUGGGAUCAUUGACUUUCCUCCCUUUGUUCUCUUUCUGUUCUUGUUCUGAAGAGACACACUAAUUGGGACCACACAUCUGCUUGUCUGGGGCUUAUCCUAAAGCCAGAAGAAAUCAACAUCUGAUGAAGUGUUCUUGCGAUACUCUUCUCUCUUUGUGUUUGUAUAGCCUUAAAAAAAUACCAAGAGAAAUUAAGAAUGGCAUCAUUUUCAAUCCUGUUAUCUUCUGGGGGAGGGAAAUCUUUGGACAUUGCUGUGUUAAGAAGUGCUUUAUCCAGUGAAGCAAAUUUUGCACGAUUGGAAACUAUUUUAUUUUGUGUUACUCGUGUUUUUCAUCAUCAUCCUUUUCAUUUCCUGACUGUUUUUGUGCUAAAGAAGAAAGCUAGACUGAUCAAUAAGAUAAAGCAAGCACAAACAUACCUUGUAGCUCACAAUUAAACUAACCAGUGAAUUGUUCUGCUUGCACUAUACAUCUGAUCUAAUGGAAACAUUAGUUGAAAUUGGGAAAGACAGUGCACAAUCUGAUGCUUGAGUUACAAUUUGGAAAGGGACUGAAAUUUCUGAAUUUACAGUAUAUGACAUUUCCAGAAUCUGUUCCAGAAAGCUGUGAAUAUCUUAUUUGAACAUAAAACAAUGGCAUUUAUUUUGCUAUUCUGGGAGUUCUUUGGUGCUUUCCUGGUCUUUAUUUCAUGGAUUUGACUAUUAGAGCUUGAAUAUGCAGUGGUAUGGACUCUUUGAAUGGUCCAACAAAUCAUCUCCGCUUCAAUUUAGGGUAAAACAGUUUCACACUGAGCCUGUCAGGAUCAGAUAUGUAAUCAACAGUUGCUGUUAGUAUGUCUCCCAGAACCAGAGCAUCAAAAUCCUGAGGUUUGGAAAGCUUUCGAAGAUUUAUAUAGAUGUGCAAUGAAUACACCAUAAAUUGUAUAUUUUAUUAUAUUUAUUUAUUUUUGUUGCAGCUUCACCUAUUAGCAUCCAAAGACUUCUGAGUAGUUUUAAUCCAAUACUGUAUACCAGAAAGGUCAUUGAUUCCAAAUGAUAAAAGAAGAAACCUCAGGUUGAAUUCAAAUUCACCUACUUUGUGUCAAUGUAACCAAAAUGCUGAUGAACUUUAGAUUCAGAAUAAAUGGGUUUCAUGUCCAA